GACGCGCGGCCCUCACGUGACCCAGAGCUGCAGAGCGACGCAGCCUAGGGUGCAGUCGUCACUCGCGUCUGGCUACCAGCUCCCCGCUGCCCUGCGCACGGCGGGCUAGCAUCGGGCCCGGGGAAAGCGGAGCAGUUCGGUGUGGCACUGUUUGUGGUGAGGCGAGGGAAGGAGAGGAGAAAACUGCACAGGAUCUAUGGAGAUCUUCCCAUAGGCUUGUAGUAGGGCUAUUUACCACUGGAAACAAGAGAAAGGAGAGACUGGACCAUAACUAUGGAGAUAUAUCUGCAUGUCUGCUACAGGGCUUGAGAUAACUGGAAACAAAGAAACAAGAAGAAAAUUGUCUCCAAUCAGUAUAGACUGGGUGUAUCACCAAGCAAGAGAAGGAAAAAGGAGGGGAAUUCUUUGGAUCAGUACAGGUCCACCACCAGUGGCAGCUGUAGUGGCUGAAGACCAGCACUCCCACAGGCCUACUUCCAGAACUAUCACGUUCUUUUCUCAGCCCGAGUGAGCCCCCCAUACCUUGUUCGUGCCUUCAACAGGGGUGAUUACAUGGGCCGCAUUCAGGAAGUGGGCUGGGCAACUGCAGGACUGGUGAUCUGGGCUGGCACCUGCUACUACAUUUACAGAUUAACCAAGGGAAGAGCUCAGAAUGAGAGGAGACUUGCCAGAAAUGGGUCCAAAGUCAAGAUGGAGACUGUGGUUGGGGUACAGAACCAGACCUUGGCCACGAGUGAAGCCUUGGCUGGGGCAGAGAUUGAGACUAGACCCAAGGCCAUGACUGGAGCAGAAACUGGAUCAGGAGGUGGGCCUGGGGUUGAAAUAGAGACCAAGGUCACUGCUAUAUCCAGACCCAAAGCCAAUUCUCAGUCCAAGGCAAUGGCUGAGGCAGAGACAGAGACUGAAUUUGAGGCCAAAUCAGUGGUUGGAACACUGAUCAUGACAGAGGUAGUGACACUGACUGAGGCCAAUGCCAAUGCUAGGGAAGUGCCCAUGAAAGAGGCAGUGACCCAAACUGAUGCUGAGACUGGGGCAAUAGUGAAGAAAGAGGCAGUAACGCAGACCAAGGCUAAAGCUUGGCCAGUGGUUGCCAAGGCAGAGGCCAAGAAGGAAACAAUGACCCAGACCAAAGCUGAAGCUCGUACAUUGGCUGAAAAAGAGACAGAGAUUAACAAAGUAAUGGUGACACAGAGUGAGGUCUUGGCAGUGACCAAGGAAGUGGUCAAGAUUGGGACCAUGAACAAGACUGGAAUUGUGACCGAAACCAAGACAAGAACCUUGGAAGAGACUGUGAGUGUGGCUAAAACUCAGUCUGAGAUAAGGCCUGAUGCCACAGUUGAUACUAAGGAAAAUCUCAAUGGCAUGUCCAGGGCAGAGGCUGGAGUGGACGUGAUGUCCUGCACACAGUCUCAGGCUGUGGUCAAGGUCCAAGAUGAUGACAUGCCUGGUGCUGGGGAUAAGGACAAGGGGAAUCUCAAAAUCAUGUGUAAGGCAAGCUCUGGGAUAGACACAAGAGCUUCUUUCCAGCCCCAAAUUGCUCCCCAGACCCAGGCUGAGGCCAUGCCUGGGGCAAGGGUUGUUGACAGGAGUAAUGCCAAUGCCAUGUGUAUAACAGAGGUAGGAGCAGAUAUGAGAACUUGUGUAAUACAAUCUCAGUCUAUGGCCAGAAAACAGGCUGAAGCAACAUCUGGUGCCAGGGUUGAUGGCAGGGUAAAUACUAGUGUCAUAUCUAAGGCAAUGACUGGAGCUGAUAUGAGGGCCGCGGCUCAAGCACAAGCAGUAUCCAGUGCUCAGGUUGAGGCCAUACCUGAUGCCAAGGUUAAGAGUAGGGCCAAUCCCAAUGCCAUGGCUAAAGCAGUGGCCAGAACAAACAUGAGAACCUAUUCACAGGUUGAGGCCUUGACUGAUACCAGGGAUAAGACCAGAAGCAAUCCCAAUGUCAUGACUAAGGCAGGGGCUGGAAUGGACAUGUUGUCUUGUACCCAGAUUCAGCCUGUGGCCAAUGUCCAGGGUGAUAUCUUGCCUGAUGGAAGAAUCAAGGCUAAGGGCAAUGCCAAUACCAUGUCUAGGGAAGGAGCUGAGGCUAUGGCCCAGAGCCAGGGUGAAACCUUACCUAUCACUAGAGGUAAGGCAAGGGGCAAAGCCAAAGCCAAGUGUAAGGCAGGAGUUGGGACAGACACGAAAACCUGUGUACAGCCUCAGGCUGGCACCAAGACCCAAACUGAGGCCUUGACUGAUCCCAGGGUUGAUGCCAGGGGUGAUUCUAAUGCCAUUUCUAGAGCAGGGUCUAAGGCAGACCAGAGGACCUGUGGUCAGCCCCAAGCUGUGGCAAAUUUCCAGGGUGAGGCCCUACCUGGUGCCAAGAAUAGGGUCAGAGGCAAUUCCAACACUGUGCCUAAGGCAGGGACUAUGGAAGGUUCAAUGGGCUCUUCCAAGUCCCAGGCUGUGACCACUUCCCAGAAUGAGGCCUUGCCUGGUGUCAGGAAUAAGGUCAAAGGCAAUACCAAUGCUGUGCCUAAGGUGGAGGCUGGGGCAGGUACAACAGGCUCUGCUCAGUCCCAGGUUGUGGCCAAUUCCCAGGGUGAGACCUUGCCUAGUAACAGGAAUAAGGUCAGAGGCAAUCGCAAUGCUGUGCCUAAGGUAGGGGUCGGGCCAGAUACGGUGUGCCCUGCCCAGCCCCAGACUGUAGCCAAUUCCCAGAAUGAGGCCUUGUCUGGUGCCAAGAAUAAGGUUAAGUGUAAUUCCAAUGCUGUGCCUAAGUCAGAGGCUGGGGUGGGCUCUGCCUGUCCCCAGGCUGUGGCCAAUUCACAGGGUGAAUGCUUGACUGGUACUAGGACUAAGGUCAAGGGCAAUCCCAGUGCCAUGUCUAAGCCAGAGGCUGGAGCAGGUACAAUGGGCUCUGCCCAUCCAAAGGCUGUGGCCAGUUCCCAGAGUGAGGCCUUGCCUGGUGCCAAGAAUAAGAUCAGGGGCAAUUCCAAUGUUGUGCCUAAGACAGAGACUGGGGCAAAUACAAGAGACUCUGCCCAGUCCCAGGCUGUGGCCAAUUCCCAGGGUGAGACCCUGCUUGGUGCCAGGAAUAAGGUCAGGGGCAAUCCCAAUGCUGUUCCUAAGGCAGAGGCUGGGACGGAUAAAACAGGUUCUGCCCAGUCCCAGGCUGUGUCCAAUUCCCAGGGUGAGACCUUGCUUGGUGCCAGGAAUAAGGUCAGGGGCCAUCCUAGUGCUGUACCUAAGACAGCAACCGGGGCAGGUACAACAGGGUCUUCCCAGCCCCAGGCUGUGGCCGUUUCUCAAAAUGAGGCCUUGCUUGGUGCCAGGAAUAAAGUCAGGGGCAAUUCCAAUACUCUGCCUAAAGCAGGGACCAGGACAAGUAUAAGGGGCUCUGCUCAGCCCCAAACUGUGGCCAAUUCCCAAGAUGAGGCCUUGCUUGGUGCAAGGGACAAAGCUAUGUCCAAUUCUGAGGCAGAAGGCGUAGCAAAAGAUGAAGUCUCUGCAAAGCCUGAGUCUGAGGCUGUGCCCACUUCUGAGAGUGAAGGUGGGACAGACUCUCAGGCUUGCAGAAAGUCUCAGCCUAAUAUUCAUGACUACUACUGGAAUGGGAUUGGUGUAGAGGAUUGGAUUGCUGCUGAGCGGUGGAUCAAGUUUAGGUUUCAGGCCAUGGAUGGAGACUGGGAAAAUAGUGUGUCCUGGGCUGAUAAUGAGAAUGAAGCCAGUAUUGGGUCCUGGAGUGGAACUAGUGAUAAGGCUGGUAUUGUUAGUUCCUGGGCUGUAGCUUGUGAUGAGACCAGCAUUAAGUCCUGGGCUGGUGCUGGGGCUGGGGCUAGGGCUGAGAAUGAGGUUGCUCUUGCAUCCUGGGUAGGAGCUGGGGAUCAGGCCAGUGGAGGGCUCUGGGCUGGGGGUCAGGCUAGUGAGGGGCCCUGGACUGGGGACAAGUCGAGUGGGGGUUCCUGGGUAGAGGCUCAGAACAAGGCCUUUGGAGGAUCCUGGACUGGGGCUGAGAACCAGGCCAGUGGCGGGUCUUGGGUUGUCUCUGGGAAUCAGGCUAUUGGAGGGCCCUGGGUUGUUAGUCAGGUCAGUGAGGGGUCUUGGCCUGGGGGCCAGGCAAGUGGUGUUUCCUGGGUUGUGGACCAGGCUACUGGAGGGUCCUGGACUGUGGCUGAGAAUCAGGCUAGUGCAGUGUCUUGGGCUGGAGCUGGAAAUAUAGUUAGUAUCGGUUACUGGACUGGAGCCAUGGACCAGGCCACUGGAGGAUCCUGGGCUGGGACUGGUGAUCAGUCCAGUGGUGAGUCCAAGCCUAGAUUUGAAGAUCAGGCCAGUGAAAAAGGGUCCUGGACUGGGACUGUUGGCCAGGCUGGUGGAGAGUCCAGGUUGGGACCUGAGGACCAGUCCAGUGGAAGGUCUUGGGCUGAUGCUGCAGAUCAAGCCAGUGGAGGGCCCAGGCUUGGGCCUCUAAACCACUCUAGUGGUGCAUCCUGGGCUGGAGCUGGGGACCAGACUGGUGGAGGAUCUACACCAGGGCCUGCAGACCAGUCCAGUGGUGGAUCUUGGGCUGGCACUAGGAACCUGGCCAUUGCAGGGUCCUGGACUGGGACUAGUGGUCAGUCUGGUGGUGGAUCCAAGCCUAGUUUUGAGAAUCAGACCAGUGAUGAAGGGUCUUGGGCUGGGCCUAUUGCCCAGGCUGGUGGAGGGUCUAAGUCAGGGCCUGAGGAUCAGUCCAGUGGAAGAUCCUGGGCAGAUUCGGGGAAUCAAAUCAGUGGAGGGUUCUUGGUUGGGGCUGUGAACCAGGCCAAUGGAGAGUCCCAGGCUGGGGUUAGGGACAUGGCUGGUGGUGGGGCCAAGCCUGUAUUUGAGGACCAGACCAGUGGAGCAGGAUGCUGGGCUAAUGCUGGGGACCAGCCUGGUGGAGGAUCUAGCCUUGGAUCUGGAGGUCAGUCCAAUGGAAAUUCCUGGGCUGGUACUGGGGACCAGACCAGUGGAUGGUUCUGUGCUUACACUGGGAGUCAGACCAAUGUAACAGGGUCUUGGGUUGUAGCUGGUGGUCAGGAUGUUGGAGCGUCCAGGCCAGGGUCCAUGAACCAAUCUAAUGGUGUGUCCUGGGCUGGCACUGGGAGUCAGGUCAGUGGAAUGUCCUGGGCUGUGGCUGGGGAUCAGGCUGGUAAUUGUUCCAAACCUGGAUUUGAGAAUCAGGCCAUUGGAGGAGGAUUCUGGGCUGGUACUGGAGAUCAGACUGGUGGAGGAUCCAGGCCAGGGCUUCAUGAUCAGGCUGGUGGAGCAGGUUCCUGGGUUGGAGCUGGUGGUCAUGUCAUUGGAGCAUCUAUAUCAGGACCCACAGACCAGUCCAGUGGUGGAUCCUGGGCUGCCACUGGGAGUCAGGUCAGUGGGGUGUCCUGGAUUGGGCCUGGGGAUCAGACUGGUGGUUGCUCUAAACCUGGAUUUGAGGAUCAGGCCAGUGGAGGAGCUUCUUGGGCUGGUGCUGCGGAUCAGACCAGUACAGAAUCCUGGACUGUGUCUAGGCCUGGGAAUGAGGCUAGUGGAGGAUCUAGGCUGGGCUCUGAGGACCAAGCCAGUGGAGGGUCCUGGACUAAGUCUGAGGACCAGGCUAGUGGAAGAUUCUUGGUCAGUGCUGAGGUGGAGGCCAAUGAAGGAUUCUGGUUUGGGCCUGGGAGUGAGGCCUUUAUAGGUUCUUGGUGUUGGACAGGGGAAGAGGCUGUUAUUGUGGCCAGGUCUGAUUGUAAGCAUGAGUCCAGUAUUGAAUCCACAUCAAGAACUGGGGAAGACAUCAUCAUUAAUUCUGAGUUGGGAGAUGAGAACAAGGCCAGUAUUGGGUCAUGGAUCAGAUCAGAGGAGGCAGCUUAUGUGGGUUCCUGUGUGGGGGCUGAGGCUGGUGCUGGGGCUGAGGCUGGGGCUGGGGCUGAGGCUUGGGCUGAGUCUGGAGCUGAGGCUGGAGCUGAGGCUGGAGCUGAGGCUGGGGCUGAGGCUGGGGCUGAGGCUGGAGCUAAAUCCAGGUUGGGGUUUUGGCCCUGGGAUGGAGAUGCAGCUACCAAAGGGUCUAGGUUUGGGACUGAAGAAGAAGCUGGCAUAGGAUCUUGGAGUUGGUCUAGGGAUGUAGAUGAUGAUGAGCUAAGUAGAACAUCCAGCCCUGAUAUUGAGGAGAUCAGUUUAAGGUCCCUGUUUUGGGCUGAGAGUGAGAACAGUAGUGAGUUUAGAUCCAAGAGUGGAAAAGAUGUUAAUUUUGAGUCUGGGACUGGGGAUAAGGCCAGUGGUGAGGAUAAAUUUGAGGCUGCUGAUGGAUUUGAUAUAAGGACUUGGUUCUGUACUGGUAAUGAAAACAGAAAUGAAGACAAAUCUACAUCUAAUGGUAAAGCCAAAAAGUCGGCUGAGUCAAGAGGUACAUAUCCAUCCAUGGUCCCAGGGGCUGGAAUGGGGCCAUGGGAUGGAGCCAUGAUCUGGUCAGAAACUAAGUUUACUCAACAAAGUGAGGGCAGCUUUCCAGUUGAAGAUGAGUUCAGAAAGCAGGUCAGGUCUGGGGAGAAAAUUCGGCCCUGGUCCUGCCGCUGUAAACGUGAAGCUAAUAUGGAUCCACGAGAUCUUGAAAAACUCAUUUGCAUGAUUGAGAUGACUGAAGAUCCUUCUGUUCAUGAAAUAGCCAACAAUGCUCUAUAUAACAGUGUUGAUUAUCCUUAUUCCCAUGAAAUUGUUCGUAAUGUUGGGGGAAUCUCAGUUAUUGAAAGCUUGCUGAGUAAUCCCUACCCCAGUGUUAGGCAGAAGGCUUUAAAUGCACUGAAUAACAUCUCAGUGGCUGCUGAAAAUCAUAGAAAGGUGAAAACAUACUUAAACCAAGUUUGCGAAGAUACUGUCACCUAUCCCUUGAACUCAAAUGUGCAGUUGGCUGGACUAAGAUUGAUAAGACACCUGACUAUUACUAGUGAAUAUCAGCAUAUGGUUACAAAUUAUAUUUCAGAAUUUCUUCGUUUGUUAACUGUAGGAAGUGGAGAAACUAAAGAUCAUGUUUUGGGAAUGCUUGUGAAUUUCUCUAAAAAUCCAUCUAUGACAAAAGACUUGCUCAUUGCCAAUGCACCAACAUCACUGAUUAAUAUUUUUAGCAAGAAAGAGACAAAAGAGAAUAUUCUUAAUGCUCUUUCACUAUUUGAAAAUAUAAAUUACCAUUUUAAAAGAAGAUCAAAAGCAUUUACCCAGGACAAAUUCAGUAAAAAUUCUCUUUAUUUCCUAUUCCAACGACCUAAAGCCUGUGCCAAAAAACUUCGAGCUUUAGCAGCAGAAUGUAAUGACCCAGAGGUAAAAGAAAGAGUUGAGGUAUUAAUAAACAAACUCUAAUUGGAUAUAUGUUCCUACACACAUUCAAGUAAUAUUUUGGUUUUGCAGUCUGGAAGUGAUACACAUUGUAAAUUGUGUUAUAACUUCAAAACUGAUGUUACCUAUGAUGGUCUGUAGAUGGACCAUUUUAUGAGCACCAAAUGAAUUUAAACUUGUACUGAAAAUACAUGUGUUGAUUUUUAUCUUGUCUGGAUUGAGAUAUUUUUAGUAUGCUUCUUGAGCAGAAACUGAGCUGAUUCUCCAUAAGUAAGGUAAUCUUUGGUCCUUUGUGUGGACUUAUGUUUAUACAUUUGAGACUUUAUUUUUAUGUCAUCAAUAAAGUUGUGUGUUUUAAGCAGCAG
Sciurus carolinensis (gray squirrel) is the source of this 7673-nucleotide messenger RNA. It is a transcript of the gene Armcx4, whose product is annotated as armadillo repeat containing X-linked 4. NCBI's taxonomy places the organism in Eukaryota, Metazoa, Chordata, Mammalia, Rodentia, Sciuridae. The transcript is spliced from 8 exons. Bases 553 to 7332 code for a protein of 2259 amino acids. The record is from RefSeq and is a predicted model, not a curated record.